Acaromyces ingoldii is the source of this 342-nucleotide messenger RNA. RefSeq lists its product as hypothetical. NCBI's taxonomy places the organism in Eukaryota, Fungi, Basidiomycota, Exobasidiomycetes, Exobasidiales, Cryptobasidiaceae. The coding region runs from base 19 to 264 and encodes 81 amino acids. The transcript has a single exon. The record is from RefSeq and is a predicted model, not a curated record.
GAGCCAUUUGCCGCCAAAAUGCUUGACCCCCUGGUCGCCGAAGCGUUCAACCCAGGUGCGCGCCGUGUCUUGUUUGGCGCGAUGAGCCUCGAAAUCGUCGCGGCCCACCACGUUGUCGCAGUUGCGCAAGAUCGAGCUCGGCUGACCGCCGGUUCACUACCUGAAUUACCUCCACGCGCCGGAUUGGCUAGUCGGGCAGAUCGGCCUGCCGCGCCUGGGCUAGCAUCGCAGCCGGUGGCAUUUAAAGAAAUGAGAAUGUGGUGACCGGGUCAUGCCCAUGACUCGCUAUUACAAGACGCCAUUUGGCCCGGACUACAUGUUGUGUCCUUGUUGAAAAUUGAC